GAGAUCCUGAGAUCCAUUCGCAGUGACGGGUUUUACACCGACGAAAUGGCCAUAGUCCCGACGCUCCAGAACAUGACAAGCCACAACCUCAUGCUUAUCGGCGGCAUCUCGGCUCGUUUCCCAACCGAUUAUUUGGACGGCUCUGCAGUUAACCUCUACCACCCGCAGAGGCAGGCCUGGUUCUUCUUCGGCACCAUGCCAGAACCGAGGUGCUACCACACAGCAGUACUCGUCGGCGACGCCAUCAUUGUGGCAGGCGGCCUGGACCCACUGUGCGUGACGAGCAGCGGCCACAUGCAGCCCUCCAAUAAGGCGUUUCUGUUCAACCUCCGCAAGCAAAGCUGGCGCAAGCUGGCCGAUAUGCACUGUGAGCGCGCCUACCAUGCCGCCGUCGGAUGGUCCGACCGCAUGAUCGUCUUCGGUGGCAUGGACAUUGCUCGAAAAACUCUGCCCAGUGCAGAGGUUUACUCCACCAAGGCGGACCAGUGGACGCUCGUUCACCCGAUGCCCGUGGGACUCAUGGGCAUGGCGGCCGUCACGCUCGACAACCGCAUCUGGAUUUUGGGAGGUGUUACUCGCGACUACAACGGCUCCAACCUCCAAGACUCGACCUACAUCUUCGACCCGCAAACGGACACCUGGGUCACUCACUCGCCCAUGCCAAAGAAGAGGGCCUUCUGCUCAGCCGUGCCCUUGCAGCGUGACAUCUGGCUGGUGGGUGGCAUUCUGGGCAUACGGCCAUUAGUGUGCACCGACCGCAUCGACGUGCUCCGAGUGGCACAGGGCAGAUGGGAGCGACGCGCCUCCCUGCCCGGCCUCAUGCACUCCGUUCGAGUCGUCAAGACAGGCUAUGAGGUGUAUCUGGUGGGCGGCCAGGACGAGAUGAACAGCCCGGUUGAUGACGUGAUCGCUUUCGACCGCACACAGCUGAGCUUGGUCAGGUGUACCAAGACACCGAAGGCCCUUGCCGGAUUCGCUGCCGUGGUGCUGCCCCAGGACUGCACGGCUUUGAGGAGGCCUGGAAGCACAGCAACUCCACAACAGCGUUGGUACGCUGCCACAGUCAUCCAGAGGGCGUAUCGACAGUACCAAAACGACGGCACCCUAAAGUAUUACUUCAAAAACAUGCGGUAUGGCCCUUCGAAAGUUGUCGCCUCUCGACAAACCUCAAUGCCUCAUUGGCCGCACACGUGCCUGAGGGACCUUGCGCCGGUGCAGAUCGAGAAGUGGCCGCCCAAUAAACCUUCAACAACCACCCUGAACGCCUACUGUGGUACCGGCGAACCUGGCGAGAGAAAGUACGCACACUACACAGCGCUGCGCGCAGACAUGGACCCGAACCUUGGGAUGCUCCCGUACAUGGACAGCUCCUUCCUGAAAACAAAGAGUGCCUUGGGACUGCGCAUGACGCCCGAGUGGAUGUCGGCUAGACUGCGCAUGCUCGAGCAGACGCAGCAGCCAUGCGACCCACGCUUCCCGGUGAUCUUGGUUGUGGGCGGACUGGACCCCCGUAACCCCAUGGGCUCAGGUUCGGCUGUCCUGAAAUACCACCCGUUUAAGGAUCAGUGGACGCUGGUUAACGCCAUGCCAGAGCCUCGAAACUACCACGCAGCUGCUUACGUUAACGACGUCAUCAUUGUUACGGGUGGCUACUCAACACUCAACAGGAAAAGUGGCGAAAUGGUCGCAACAAAAACAACGUUCAUCAUGAGCACUGAAACUGGCAAUUGGCAAAGACUACCGGACAUGUGGGAUGAAAGGGCGUGCCAUGCAUCAAUUGCCACAGAAGGCAGUGUCAUUGUUUUUGGUGGAAGAGGACAUCAUGGAAGAUUACUUUCUUCCGUCGAAGAGUAUGACUUAAAGAAGAAUGAAUGGAAGCAGCUAAACUCAAUGCCGGAGCCAAGAAUGGGCAUGGCUGCAGUGGUGAAGAAAAAAUGCAUAUGGCUUUUGGGAGGAAUGUCCGAGAGGCCCAAUGGCCCUGCUGUUUCUGAAGUUCUUCUGUAUUCACUACAGCAUGACAGCUGGACUCAAGGUAUACCGCUCAGGCUACCUCGAGCCUUUUCAUCUGCAACUCUCAUCAAUGGCAACAUCUGGCUCUGUGGUGGCUGCAGAACAGCAAAUGAAGAGGAGCACCCUGUCAGCAUGAACUGUAUUGAUGUGUGCUCCAAGCACUCGGAAUGGAAAAAAACUUGCAAGCUUGCAGUGGCCAGGCAUAGUGCUCCUACUGCAACCAUAGGUUCAUGCAUAUUCAUCAUGGGUGGCAUCAACAGCCAAGAAUGGGGUGUACUCUCCAAGAACACAUUGAUUGUUACUGACCGGAAUGCCAUAUUAUCUCCGAGCCCAAUGCCUCAAGAAGUUGCUGGACACACUGCUGUCACUGUGUUGCCCUCUGCUAGUCGGCAUCCAAUUCCCAGCAUCAAGUGGAGCAACACCAUAUUUGAAAGGCUUACUUGAUGCCUGCUUGUGGCCACAAAAAAAAAAAAAAAAAAAAAUUGCAGACAUUCAGCAUUCUGAUGGCAACCUUAGAAUGUUGCUGUUCAGUUGAUUCUCAUAAAAACAAACUGUUGGCAGCACAUCUUUAUUCUCUCUUCAUUUACCACCACAGUGGUCUCCUCCAGUCAUUAUCCCACUAACUGUGUGUCAAAUGACCUAAAAUGCAGGUUAUAGCAUAAACAUGUUAAUGCAUACACCUCACCAAUUGGAAUGCUAUGUUACUACCAAGCCAGGGGCAUAUUCAGGGCAGGCUACAUGGGGGGGGCCUUCGUCAAAACAUCCAGGAAAGAAAGGGGGGAUGGUUAUAUUGUGAGCGCUGAAGUGCUGGCAUUCUGGGGAGGCAUGGGCCCCCAAGAUCCAUCAGUGUACCAAGCUAAAUGCUUCAAGCAGUUGCUAUAGACACUGCUAUCGCUGUGU
Dermacentor silvarum is the source of this 2910-nucleotide messenger RNA. Its product is annotated as alpha-scruin. The transcript has 15 exons. Bases 46 to 2454 code for a protein of 802 amino acids. NCBI's taxonomy places the organism in Eukaryota, Metazoa, Arthropoda, Arachnida, Ixodida, Ixodidae. Gene Ontology annotation, molecular function: protein binding. The record is from RefSeq and is a predicted model, not a curated record.